ACUACGAGUAGUAAAAGAAAAUUAAAAACCCACUCCUGAUUCCCUGAGCAAACCCUAGUAAACUAGUAAGUUCUUUUUUUAGAGAAAAACAUAGCCACCACCACCACCACAUCUCAAAGAUUCUAUCCUUCCCAAUAAUAAGGGUAUAAUAUUCCGCCGUUUCGAAAAAAAUUAAUUAGGGUUUAAUAAAAGUAAAGAAAUCAUGGCAAAAAAAGGUCUAAUGGAGCAAGAUUUGAGUAAGCUGGAUGUGGCUACCCUACAUCCGCUUUCUCCGGAAGUUAUCUCCCGCCAAGCCACUAUCAAUAUUGGUACAAUUGGUCAUGUGGCUCAUGGGAAAUCAACCGUUGUAAAAGCGAUAUCCGGUGUUCAGACAGUUCGUUUUAAAAAUGAGUUGGAGCGGAACAUUACCAUCAAGCUCGGGUAUGCUAAUGCAAAGAUAUACAAAUGUGAAGAUGACCGGUGCCCUCGACCUAUGUGUUACAGGGCCUACGGAAGUGGCAAAGAAGAUAGCCCACAAUGUGAAGUCCCUGGAUUUGAAAACAGCAAGAUGAAGUUGAUGAGGCACGUGUCAUUUGUUGAUUGCCCUGGACACGAUAUUCUCAUGGCUACUAUGCUUAAUGGAGCAGCAAUCAUGGAUGGGGCGUUACUUCUCAUAGCUGCUAAUGAAAGUUGUCCUCAACCACAAACUUCUGAACAUCUGGCUGCUGUUGAAAUUAUGCGACUCCAGCAUAUUAUCAUUCUUCAAAAUAAGGUUGAUCUAAUUCAGGAGAAUGUAGCCAUUAACCAACACGAGGCCAUUCAGAAAUUCAUCCAGGGAACCGUUGCUGAUGGUGCACCAGUCAUUCCUGUGUCUGCUCAGCUUAAGUACAACAUUGAUGUUGUUUGCGAAUACAUAAUUAAGCGGAUUCCCAUUCCAGAGAGGAACUUCAUCUCACCUCCAAAUAUGAUUGUGAUACGUUCAUUUGAUGUGAACAAACCUGGUUCUGAAGUUGAUGAGAUCAAAGGUGGUGUUGCUGGAGGAAGUAUUCUCAAGGGUGUGUUGAAGGUGAACCAGAACAUUGAGGUCCGCCCUGGGAUUGUUGUUAAAGAUGAGAGUGGCAACAUCAAGUGCACGCCUAUUUACACCAGAAUAGUUUCACUGUAUGCCGAACAGAACGAACUACAAUUUGCUGUACCUGGAGGUCUCAUCGGAGUUGGAACAACAAUGGACCCUAUGCUGACUCGUGCUGAUCGGCUGGUGGGACAAGUUCUUGGCGAGGUUGGGUCUUUACCUGACGUUUAUGUCGAACUAGAGGUGAACUUCUUUCUCUUGCGUCGUCUGCUAGGUGUAAAGACAAAAGGAACUGAAAAGCAAGGGAAGGUUUCAAAGUUAGCGAAGGCAGAAAUUCUGAUGUUGAACAUCGGGUCAAUGUCUACAGGAGCUCGUGUUUUGGCGGUUAAGAACGAUUUAGCGAAACUGCACUUGACAUCUCCAGUGUGUACGAGCAAAGGUGAGAAGAUUGCCCUAAGCAGGAGAGUUGAGAAACAUUGGCGAUUGAUUGGUUGGGGACAAAUUCAAGCAGGAUCGACCCUUGAGAUUCCACCCUGCCCAAUAUAGACACAUUUGAAUUCCAGUUUUGCCUCCUGCUGUUUUCAUAUUUGAUUCUUAAUAUCUGUUUAGAUCUGGUAGUAAUUGUGAUUUUACACUAUUAACUCAUUUUGAGCACAACUUUGCAUGGUGUGUGAAGGAAGAAUCAUAAGACAGGUGCCUUUCUUUAUUACUUUUUCAUCUAAGAAUGGACAUGGGAACACCUUGAUUCCAUGUAACCAUAUUGGUACC
Erigeron canadensis is the source of this 1819-nucleotide messenger RNA. RefSeq names its product eukaryotic translation initiation factor 2 subunit gamma-like. The transcript has 9 exons. The record is from RefSeq and is a predicted model, not a curated record. Bases 203 to 1597 code for a protein of 464 amino acids. Gene Ontology annotation, molecular function: GTP binding; translation initiation factor activity; tRNA binding. NCBI's taxonomy places the organism in Eukaryota, Viridiplantae, Streptophyta, Magnoliopsida, Asterales, Asteraceae. Gene Ontology annotation, cellular component: eukaryotic translation initiation factor 2 complex; cytosol. Gene Ontology annotation, biological process: formation of translation preinitiation complex; positive regulation of translational fidelity.